Mugil cephalus (flathead mullet) is the source of this 3895-nucleotide messenger RNA. RefSeq names its product tumor necrosis factor alpha-induced protein 2-like. Gene Ontology annotation, cellular component: exocyst. Gene Ontology annotation, molecular function: SNARE binding. Bases 153 to 2240 code for a protein of 695 amino acids. The record is from RefSeq and is a predicted model, not a curated record. Gene Ontology annotation, biological process: exocyst localization; exocytosis. The transcript is spliced from 13 exons. NCBI's taxonomy places the organism in Eukaryota, Metazoa, Chordata, Actinopteri, Mugiliformes, Mugilidae.
GUGGACACUGAUUGGGUACAGAACAAAUUCCUCCUCCUAUUUUUCCAACAGAAGAAAGUGAAAGUAGAUCGGGAACAAAAGAGGAGCGGCCGCGGAAAUUACCCUCACCUGGGCUUUUAUUCGCAGAGUUUUGGUUUGUUCAGUGAGAUGAGAUGUCAGAAAUGGCGAGCAGGGCCAAGGACGACACCAGCGAGGACAAUGUGUCCCCGGAGAGAAGGAAUGGGCUUAUGAGAAAGUGGAAUUCAGUGAGGAAGAGCUUCCGUGGUAAAGUGGGAAGGAGGGUUGAGACCCAACCGAAGGAAGGAAAGGAGACCCCACCAAAGGAAGGAAAGGACACCCCAGAUCAGAAGAAAACAUCCAUGUUAAAACGAUCAGUGAGUGCAGUCCAGGAUCAUUUGAAAAGUCCCACAAGUUUGUUCGCUGGAAAACGACCUCCAUCUCCUUUGCCAGAAAAGAAGCAGCCUCCAGUCGUGAUCUCCACAUUUAAGCAUCACCUUGACAAAAAGCAGUGGUGUGAGGCCAGCCAGCUGUUAAUAGACAAGGAGAAAAAUCUGUUCGGGAAUAUAACAGAGGAAGAGGAUCUUAGUUACGACAAAGAAGAAGAACGAAAGCUCGCUGCAGACCACGAGGCCCUUGAAAAGCUCGUAAUGGAGACCGUGGUGGAGACUCUGUCUCUAAAACUUAAGGAGGUCGACGACAACAACGAGUCGGUGUCUGCUCUGACGUCCGCCGUGAAGGCCAUCAUGCAGGAGGAGGAGCAGGACCAGAUGUGGAAAGCCAGACAGUGUCGGACGGUGCCGUCGUGGAGGCCAUGCAACUGGAGGAAGAACCACGACUCGGCACUUCACGUCUUGGUUGGGGGGCGUAUGGAUAGGCCCCAGACACCCACUGCUAUCCCAGCGCUGCAGUCGUCCAUCCAGACAGACGUCCAGAACAUGGGCAGGCGGCUGAAUGACGACCUGCUGCUGGUGGUGAAGCUGGUGAAGAGCUGCUACCCCCCUGAGAUGGACAUCUGUAACUUUUAUGCUAAACUUUACCACCAACACUUCAGCACCAGACUCAGAAAGAUUGCAGAGUCUAGAAGUCUGGAUGACAAGAACUGCAUCGUAAUCCUGCGCUGGGUGAAUGAAUAUUAUCCAAGCAUCCUACAAAGUGCAGAACUGGCCCAGGAGAUCGAUGUGAAAGCGCUGGGAAAGCUGCUGCCUCAAGAGCUACUGGCAACUCUGGAGAAACGGUAUCUGGGAAAAAAAAAGGCUGAUCUGAAGACUUUUAUCGACCAAAUUGUGGACAACGCAGCGGAAAAGUGGAAAAAAGGAGACGAGCCAAAAAAAGAAGAUGGCUGCUACGUCAGUCAUGUGGCCUAUGACAUCAUCCAGUGCAUUAAUGGUAUGGUGAAAGAAGCAGAGGUAAUUGUAGGAGACCUGCACAAGGCCCGGGAAAUAACACGUCCCGUAUCAGACUCCAUGCAGAGGUACAAAGUCUUUCAGGAAGACAUCAUCAAGCAGAACAAGCCCAACAGCACGGCGUUCAUUAAAGCAAACCUCGGCUGCAUUGAAGACUUCAGGGACAUCCUGGUCAAUAAGAGUGAUCUGUUCCAAGAAGAAGUACGGAGGAGCUGUUUGGAUGUGAUAACCAACAUGAAACAAUCUGCACACAUGUAUUUACUGAGUCCUGUGCACAAGAACCUCAAGACACAGUACCAGAAGCUGGGAACGAAGGACUGGCUGAACAAGAACGCGUUUGAUAAGCUGCUGCUCAGCAUCGAAAAGGAACUUCAGGAGCUUCGGGGCCCCAAUCAGUCCGGUUACCAGGAGCUGAUUGGCCAGUUUCACCAGGAAGUAACGGAGGAAUACGUCAGGAGGCUGAUGAAAGGAGACGUCAAACUGAAGGACAAGGAUCGGCAGCAGAAGGCCUAUGAGACUGUGAUAGACAACGCAGAGAGUUUACACAACCUGUUCAAGAAAAUGGGGUCACAGGACGACUGGUUAAAGGAAAUCUUUACCCACAUUGCAGAACUGCUGCAGCUCCAGGACAUCCCCGCCAUGCAGAUGGAAAUAGUUGCACUGGGAUCUGCUCAUCCUGACAUCAGUGAGGGACACCUCUCAGCUUUGCUCAGACUGAGGACGAACCUCUCCAAAGAAGACAAGAACACCAUCAUAGAAACUCUAUCGGACACUUUGAAGGAAGUCAAAGUUGACACUGAUGCUCGGAAAUUUUUCUCCAAAGUUGCUCUCAAAUGAGUUUGUGUAGAGAACUUAAUGUGAUGUAUCGCUGGCCAUACACGUGUCAUUCAAGUAGAAAUGUGAUUUGUCCCUUGUCUUGUGUUGUACAUGAUGCUAAGUGUGGAAGGUAAAUUUAGAGGAGAGCAUUUACCAUUCAUCUGCUGCACAUUUCACUCAGGAACACGUUCAGGAAGAGACUCUUUAAACUUUAUUUAGGAUUAUACAACAAGCAGCAAUGUUACAAAACUAUUUUAUUUUGUUGUCAAACAUUUUGAACAUGUAUAAAUGUACGUAACCAUUUGUACAUUCAAAAAAAAAGAAAUGAUUAUAAAACAAAACACAUAACAGAAAUGCAGCCCAUAUGUUUGAAAAAGGAGUAAACAUAACUAUUCUAUUUUAACUUUUUAUAGGGUAAUAUAGUAAUAUUGUAAAUGCAACUUCUGCUUGAACACCCCUGAAACACGCAGCUAACGUUAUGUUAGCAUUAGCAUUAAUGUAACAAGAAUUGUAAUUUCAGUCAAUAUUUAUUCUAACCCAUAACUUUAUCCAGACUGAAACUGAUGAUGCAUUACAUGUUAAUCUUAUCCGAUACGAAGUGUGCAAUAACAUCCAUAUUAAUAUAUAACAUAUUACAUAAAUAUCAGGAGAAGGAGAAGUCUACCCCGAAGUCGACAGAAGGCGAACACAAUAAACAAAUAAACAAACACAAUACCUACUAUUUGGAAAGCUGCAAAUGUUCUUCCCUUAUAUAAAGGUGGAGACACUUCAAUUCUGGAUCCUAUCUGAAGACAUUCUAGCUAAUUUGCACUUGUAUGCAGAUGAUGCAGUCGUUUACAUAUCUGCUCCCUCUGCAGCACAGGCAAUUGAAGACUGCUUUUGAGUUAUUACAAAGCACUAUGAAGGGUCUAAAAUUGAUUUUAAAUGUCCAUAAAACACGGUUUAUCUAAGAAUUUCUAUGCCUGAUGGCACAUUGGUUUAAAGAGUGUCCUCCUGCAAGUAUUUGAGAACAUGGAUUGAUGAAAAACUUUCAUUUAAUGCACAUAUUUCUAAUCUGCUCAAUUUGACAGAGCUGGGCGUUUAUGUUCAUGGAACAACCUUUAAAAAACUCCCAGGUUAAAAACACUCCUUUAAUGAGUUUUAGAGUAUCAUAAAGAAUGCAGCGAAGGGUGAACGCCGCUGUUUUACUGCUCAUUUGUGUAUCAUGCACCAGUUUUUUUUAUGGCUUUUGACUUUAUAUGACUAUUUAUAUGGCCAGGUCUCUCUUGUGAAAGAGAUUUCUAAUCUCAAUGGGGCUUUCUGGUUACAUAAAGGUUAGAUAAGUAAAAAGGCCCUGUGGAAUAUUAAAUUGGUCCUGCAGGCCAGAGACGUGCUGCAAGGUCUGAAACUGGCGGCAUAUAUUAGAGCCUGAAUGUCACAAAUGAUUUAUCUCAUCUAUGUCUACCUCUGACCUGAGAGAUUUUAGAGCUGGGAGAGGGGAGCAGAAUGAAGUUUUUGUCUUUGGGUUAUUUAGUGUCUUUGGUGAACACACAAAUGGUACCGUGUGGAAACUUAAAUCUAAUUAAAAUAUAUUAAAUCGAGGUACAAUGUGCUUGUUUUUGUCUGUCCUCCAUGGUAAUUGUUCUUACUGUCAGAGUUUGUUCUAAUAAAUAUAUUAAUAAAAUAUUAUAACUUGU